Dromaius novaehollandiae (emu) is the source of this 3778-nucleotide messenger RNA. RefSeq names its product pleckstrin homology and FYVE domain containing 2 (gene PLEKHF2). Bases 293 to 1039 code for a protein of 248 amino acids. Lineage: Eukaryota; Metazoa; Chordata; Aves; Casuariiformes; Dromaiidae. Gene Ontology annotation, molecular function: metal ion binding; phosphatidylinositol binding. The transcript has 3 exons. The record is from RefSeq and is a predicted model, not a curated record. Gene Ontology annotation, biological process: endosome organization; endosome to lysosome transport. Gene Ontology annotation, cellular component: early endosome.
CGGCCCCGCCCCGCGCGGGCGGUGCCCGGAGCCCGUCCCCCCGCGGCGGCGGCGGCGGCGGCGGGUGUAUGACCGCGGCGGCGGGCAGGGGGCGGGAGGUGGCGCGGGGGGGAGCUGGCGGCAGCGGCUGGAGUGGAGGGAGCUGCGAGCGCCGGGCGGCGCGGGGGAACAUGGGGGAUGUGCAGUUAACCCUUAUAAAAUCCUGUUCUUCAGCAGUCAGUCAUCCGAAUUCGAUCUUGCAGCCUAGGACAAUGGCACAUAAGCUGGAAGACUUCUUGGAUACCUGUGAAAGAUGGUGGAUCGCUUGGCAAACAGUGAAGCAAAUACAAGACGAAUAAGUAUAGUGGAAAACUGCUUUGGAGCAGCUGGUCAACCUUUGACUAUUCCUGGUCGCGUUCUGAUCGGAGAAGGAGUAUUAACAAAGCUUUGUAGGAAGAAACCCAAAGCAAGGCAGUUUUUUCUGUUCAAUGACAUUCUUGUUUAUGGUAACAUUGUCAUCCAGAAGAAGAAAUACAAUAAACAGCACAUAAUUCCAUUGGAAAAUGUCACUAUUGAUUCCAUCCAAGAUGAGGGAGACUUACGGAACGGGUGGCUUAUCAAGACACCAACAAAGUCUUUUGCAGUUUAUGCUGCCACUGCUACAGAGAAGUCUGAGUGGAUGAACCACAUAAAUAAGUGUGUUUCUGAUUUGCUUUCCAAAAGUGGGAAGACUCCUAGUAAUGAACAUGCAGCUGUCUGGGUACCAGACUCGGAAGCCACUGUGUGCAUGCGCUGUCAGAAAGCAAAAUUUACGCCUGUCAACCGUCGUCACCACUGUCGCAAGUGUGGCUUUGUCGUGUGUGGGCCUUGCUCUGAAAAGAGAUUUCUUCUGCCAAGCCAGUCUUCCAAGCCUGUGCGAAUUUGUGACUUCUGCUAUGAUCUUCUAUCUACUGGGGAGAUGACUGCUUGUCAGUCUGCUAGAUCAGACUCCUACAGCCAGUCACCUAAAUCCCCUUUAAAUGAUGUCUCUGAUGAUGAUGAUGAAGACAGUAGCGAUUAAGGACCAAAAUAUUUUUUCCCCGUGUUUUGCAAUUGGUGUUUCAAACCACAUGGAGCUGCUUUUAGGGGAAGCCUAUAGUCAGGUUCCUCAAAAAAAAAAAAAAAAAAAAAAAUCUGUUCUAGCCAUAAAAUAUGCCUGCAUAUCUUCAGCUAUGAUGUGCCUCAAUCUACAAAUUCUCUAGACUGUAGAUUUUUCACUCCUCUGCAGGGAUAGACUGUUGCCAAUGUUAUCAGAUAAUUUUCUAGCUUCUUAUACUUGAGUUAUGUCUAGGUUACACUUUUGUGGAAGAUUGGAAAAUAUAUUGUACUUUCUUAAUUUAACAACCCAUACUUCCUUAAGUUUUGUUAUGUUGUUAUGUGGGUUUUCAGGAUAUGGGGAGGAAAAAUGUAAACAUGUGAAACGGUCAUAAAUAUUUUUGUGAACCCCAUAAAACUAUUUGUUUUUUCUGACCAUGCUACAUAGUUAUAAAUUGAAAUGUGACCUAAUGACAAACUUAAAUGUCACAAAACUUGGGAAUUAUCUUGUUCUGCUGUUAUUUAUGACUUCCUAUACCAAGCAGUGCCUUGCAACAGUUGUGCUGAUUCAGGAAGAAACAAACCUAUUAUUAUAUAUGUAAUCUGUAUUUGCCUGAUGCUGGUAUCUGAGAGAUUGUUGGUGCUAUUGAAAAUAACUGCUGUGUUCAAAAUGGGAUUUUGAAAAAAUCGUAUCUGUAUACCCGCAGUGGGUGACUAAGACUUAAAUCACGUGUCCUCAUCUGUACAGGCAGACCCAAAGACUCUGCAAAUUCCCACAGGCUUCAAUGGGGCUUUCUUUGCUGGAGUUGCAUUGCAACCCCUGAACCAGGGUUGGGAUCUUAAGAUGAGAAGUUUGGUGUGACUUUCGUAGGGAUAUAUACAUCUUCUUUACAAAGUAGUUUAUAAGUUUCAAAUAGUAAUUUGGCAAAUGCAUGCUGAAACUUCAGUAGGGUGGCAUAGCAUUUUGCUGUGAUAGCUUAUGUUUUUGGAAUUACUUCCCAAAUGCAACACUAACUUGUUUUUUAAAACAUUAAUGAGAGAGUGUUUUUGUCAGGAGCUUAUGUUGGCUUGUUUAAAAAUAACCUCAAGUUUUGAACAAACAUCUUGCAAAUAUUCUUAUAGAAUUGGCUUUCCUUUCUACGCAGCUGACCUCAGGAUAAAUGUGAGAUGCAAGUUAUUUUAUUCUAAGUGUAUACCCAGGACCAAGAAAGAUGUAUCUAAGAACUAUAAAAUAGUCAGUGCAGAAAAAGUCUAGUAGAGUAUUCAUUUUACUUUUAAUAAGUUGUUGAAUACAAAAGUGUCAUGUUUCCUAUAUAGAUGUUAAAAGUUAGACUUGUAAAGACUUGUUAAACCCUCAAAUGCUAUGUUUCUAUAUUUUAUAAUGGUAGUAGUCAAUUUUGAAGCAGAAAAACCUCUUUGAAAUAAUUGUAUGGAAGUAUAGUAGCAACUGACUUUAUUAAAAAAAAUUGUUAAACUUUUGUAGACCUUUAAGUGACAAUUUCUGCACUGUUUGCCUUGGUUGGCAAUAAUUCGGUUAAAUAUUUAUUGAAUAAACAAUCAAUGCUGCAUAUUGCACUAGUCUCCCAUUUUGUACACUGUCAGUCAUGUUUUUUUUUUAACAAAAGAAAAAAACAAAACAAAAAAAGGCAAAGCACUUCAAAGUUAUAGCCUUCAGAGAGUUCUCCAGUAGCUGAAGAUGCACCUAGCAUCUUUAGGGAGGCACUCUACAUUAAUAGGCCGCAAUAUAUUGCUUCAGGUGAAAAUUGCAUUCAUAUGAUUGGGCAAGAAAUUCCAAAAUAUAAUUUCUUUUAAAAAGGACUAAAGAGUGUUUGAUCUGCUUUGAAACAAGCAUAAAAAAGGGAAAACACUUUGUGAUAGAGACUAGGGACCAGGAAGACUUUAAGAUUUUCAGAUAAGCAAUAAACAGUUGUAUAUACUCAAAGACUAGGUAAAGUAAGUAGUUGUAUAUACUCAUUCCUUGAAAGACAGGGAAAUGAUGAGCUGCAGAGGAUGGGAAAUAGGCUAUUCUGAGAAGUCAUUUUCAAUUAAUAGUGCUCACAUAUUGUGCCUCUGUUUCUCCAAAGCAGGUUUUAUAUUUCAGGAAUGGAGACUAAGCUCGUUAGCUUCAGCUUUUCUACAGAGUGGGAGCAUGGACUUUCCAUGUGCACAUGUCCUAAUGACUAACAGCAACGUACUUCCUGAUACAAUUGUUUCCUCUUUCUUAAGCUGUCAAAUAUUAACUUGUCUUGUUAAAGAUUCCAUCUUUUUGUGUACUUUUCCCAGUGUUUCUGUAUGUUGUGCUUGCUUUUGGGCACUUUUUGGGGGGGAUGGGAAAAAAGUUGGAGAGAGUUAGAGCACAUCCUCUGUUUCUGCGGUAUGUUCUUGUACCUACUUCAAAUAUCUGUUGUUACCUGUGAAUGAAACUUGCACUGUGCCGCACUGAUCCCUGAAGCUGUAACCAAACCAACGUUUGUAUGUGCAUGGGGGGAACGUUUCAUCCGAAAAUGAUGUAUGUGGUCCAAGCUUGUUGAGAAAGUAUUAAAAAACUGUGUUUUCCGGUAAUAUUCAUAUCCCUCGGUGGUGUUUGCUGAAACUUCACAAAAUGGACUGAACAUCAGCUUCUCUUGUGUACUUUCAGAUUCUUGAAAGGGCUGAGUUCAUACUUUGUAAUCUUAUUUUGUCAAAUUAUUUUUCUUUACAAAUAUAUGGUGUAGCUUCAAGCCUA